This is a messenger RNA of Sphenostylis stenocarpa, 240 nucleotides long. Lineage: Eukaryota; Viridiplantae; Streptophyta; Magnoliopsida; Fabales; Fabaceae. The record is from the annotation of a GenBank genome assembly.
AUGGAAAUAGUGAGAGAAGGCAACUUUUGUGCAUAUAUGCUUGCCUCUGUUGCCCCAAGUUUUGCUGAUUUCUUCUGGUGGGACCUUAUCCCAUCCUUUGAUGUUAUAGAGGUGUCUCUUCUAGUGUUGGAUGGUGGAAACAUUUGCCACAAUUCCAUACCACCUUCUGCAUCUUUUCUUGCAUGGAGAUUGAUCUUUGUUUCUGAGGAUAAUGUUUGGAGUAUUUUUAACUUAGGAUGA